AUGAGUAAUUCAGAAGAUGAUAUUUAAUUACUAAAAAAAACUAUUAAUGAGAAAGACUAACAGAUAAGUGACCUUGAAAAAAAAUUAAGAUUAGAGUAAUUUAGAGUGAAAAAGCAAUAGAAUGAACUAAAUGCAAAAAUAGAAAAUGAGAAAUCCACUGCCCAAAAUAAUGCUGAUUAAAUCAAUCGUUUUGAAUUACAAAUAAAUGAUCUUAAAUAGAAGGUAGCUAUGAAAUUCAUAUUUAAGCUUAGUGAAACUGAAAAAAAAAAUUUGUAAUUAAUAGAGGAAAUAAGUGCCUUGAAAAAAAGAAGAGCCUCAGGUUCUACAGAUGAAGACUUUUAACCAAAAAAAGAAUAUCAAGGAGAUUUUCCUUCUCUCUAAUAGAUUCUAGGAAUAAUACAAACAAAUCAAGGGAAUUAUCAACCUGAACUUGCUAAAUUGUAUGAAUACUACACAGAGGCUUGUUAAAAUAAAGAUGAAUAAAUCAAUUCUUUAAAAGAAGAGAUUAAAGAUCUUACACAAUAGUUAGAUGUUAAAGUAUAUAUAUUGAGAAUUUCUAUUGUAGUAAUCUGAUUUAACAAAAUAAGUGGAAUAAUAAGAAGAAAGAAUUAAAUAAUUAAAAUAGAGUCUUGAUGAGAGAGAGAAUGAAUUGAAGAAUGUAGUUCAAUAAACAAGUGAUAAUAGUGAUCAAAAGAUUUAAGAAUUAGAAAAAUAAUAUCAAAGUUAAUUAAGCGAAAAAGAUAAAUAAUUAUAAGAAGUUAAUAAGAAAUGUAAGUUUGAUGUUUUCAAGUUAAAUAAAUAACUUACUGAAUAAAAGACUUUGAUAGAAAGUGAACAAGCUAAGUCUAAUUUACUUCAAUAAAAAAUUGAUAGAUAAGAGAAUUCAUUGAGAGAAUUGGAAAUUAAGGUAUUAUAUAUAAUUGAAAUAUUUUAAAGAUAUCUGAAUUAGAAUAAAAGAAUUUACUUUUGAUUGAAGAAACAAAACAAAAAUAAUAAGAAAUUGAAAGAUUGAAUGAGGAAGGUCUCAAUAGAGUAUAAGUUGAAGAGAUUUCUUAGGAUAAACCUUCAUAUUAAGAAUUGGUUGAUUUGAUUUAGAAAUUUUAAGUUAAUGAGAUUACUUAUCAAUAAGAAUUGAAAAAUUUAGAAGAGGAAUUGCAAUUGAAAAAUACACAUUCUUUUGAAUUAUAAGAAGAGUUGAGUUAAUAUAUUGAAAAAUUUUAGUUGCAAGAUAGAAAGGUAAUUAAUAUAGGGAUAAAUUUAGUAUUAAGAUAAUUUAAGAUUAAUUAAGGUUUUAGAAGAAUAAUAAGUUAGUGAAAGAUAAGUUUCAUAAGAAUUAUAACAUUAUGUUGAACAAUUAAAAUAAGAGAAAGAACAUUAAUAAUCAGAAUUUUUACAUAAAAUUAAAGAAUUGAGUGAACAUAAUACUAAUAUUGAUGAUGCUGUUAAUGAUGUAGAAUAGAAGUAUUAAAAAAUGAUGAUGAUUUAAGAAGAAUAAUAUUAAAGAAGAGAAUAGGAAUUAAUUCAUUAAAUUGAAUAAACAGAGGAGAAAUUAAGUUAAUAAGAAUAAUUAUUGAAAAAGUAGGAAUAAAAAUAUAAAAAUGAAAUUAAAUAAUCUGAAGAAAAUAAUAAUUAAUUGAUUUAAUAGAAAUAAUAAUAAAUAUCAUAAUUAUAAAAAUAAUUAUAAGAUGAAACACAUAAGAUUAGAGAAGAAAAUAAUAAAUAAAUAAAUGAAAUUAAAUAAGAAAACUAUAAAAAAGAGAAAUAAUUAGAAUAAAAAAUAUAAGAGAUUACAAAAUAAUAUGAAGGAGAACUUGGGAAAAUUAGAAAGAUGGAAAUUGUUUUAAAAAAGAAAGAUAGAGAAAUUGCAGAAGAAAAAGAAGGUAAAAAAUUUGUUGAAGAAUAAUUAUAAAUUAUAACUGAAAAAAGUAAUAAGAUGAUUGAAUAAUAUGAUAAUAAAAUUAAAGAGAUUUAAAUAACAAAUCAAGUAAACAAAUAAGAUUAGCAUAGACAUUCUAUAUUUGAUUAGAGAAUGUCUAUUUCAAGUUCAGAUAUUAAUAAAACAUUUGAAAUUGAAGUAUUAAAAGCUUAAAUAGAAUAAUUGUAAUCAAAAGGAGAUAUAGAAUUAUAAGCUGAAAUUAAUAGAUUAAAUGAAAAAGAAAGAGCAUUAAAGAAAGAAUUAGUUGAUUUAUAAAAUGAAAUAGGUAAUGAAAGACUCAAUUUCACUGUUGUUUAAAGAUAAUUAGAAUAAGAAGUAGAAAGUUUACAUUAAGAAAUUAAUAAUCUUAAAUUAGAUCAUUAAAGUGAAUUAGAUUAAAUUAAUGAAUAAAAUAAUAGAAUUGUAUCAUCAUAAAAAAAUGAAUUCUCAACUAAAAUGAAUAAAUUAGAAUAAAAAUUAGAACAAUAAGCAAAUCAAUUUUAAAAGAAGUAAAAUGAUAUUGAAGUAGAAAAGGAAAAUAUUAUAUAAUAAUUAAAGAGUAUAAUAUAUUAAUAAAUAUAAUAGUUAAAAUUAAAUAAUUAGAAGAAUAAAUUAUUGAAUUGAAAGAUAAGAAAAAUAAUAAAAAUCCUCCUUAAUAAAUCUAAAUUUAAGAUGAUACUAUACAUUUAUAAUAAGAAAUCAAUUCUUUGAAUGAAAAGGAUAGAUUAUUGAGGAAAGAAAUAUUGGAUUUAUAAAAUGAAUUAGGGAAUUUAAAAUUGAGUCAUACUAUAAAAAUUAGAGAAUUGGAAACAUCUAUUGAAUAGUUUAAAUAAGAUUCUAUUCAUGCUUAGUAAGAAUAAGAUUAUGCUGAAUAAUUGACAGCAAAAAUAAGUAUAUAAUAUGCAGAAUUGGCUAUGGAAUAUGAAAAUGCAGUACUAUAAAAUAGAUCUUAUCGGAAAUCAAUAUCUAAACUUAAAUAAUGA
Paramecium pentaurelia is the source of this 2898-nucleotide messenger RNA. The record is from the annotation of a GenBank genome assembly. Lineage: Eukaryota; Ciliophora; Oligohymenophorea; Peniculida; Parameciidae.